UCAACAAUUAGCUGAGAAAGCAUACACCGCCCAUAUUGAAUAUGGCAGAAGAAAGGGCAAUUGCGCUUAAUGAUAAGAAUGACAAGUAUGGGAUAGUCAUUGAUUCCGGUUCAUCGGGAUCUCGUAUCCAGAUAUACAAGUGGUCCGAUCCCAAAACAUUACUUAAACUGAAAUCACAAUCUGUACUUCAAUCACCACCCAAGAUAAUCCAAGAACCUAAUUGGACUAAAAAGAUCUCGCCGGGUAUUUCUACAUAUAACACAAACCUGAAAAUCAAAGAGAUAUGGAGUAAGCAUUAUUCUGAGUUGAUGAAAUUCGCUGAGGGAAUAAUUCCUGCUGAUAAGCAUGGCGAGACUCCCGUGUUUGUAUUGAGUACUGCUGGUAUGAGACUAUUACCUAAAACUACUCAAAAUAAGAUAUUAAAAGAAACCUGUUCAAGCAUUAAGAAAAACACAAACUUUUAUUUACCAGAUUGUAGCAAUUUUGUGCAGAUCAUUGACGGAUCAACAGAAGGUAUAUACGGAUGGCUAGGCCUAAAUUACUUAAUGGGGCAGUUUAAUAAUUAUGAUGAAACCUUGAAAUCCCACCAAUCUAUUGGUUUCAUGGACAUGGGAGGCGCCUCAACUCAAAUUGCCUUUGUUCCUUCAUCACCAGAACAAAUCAAGAAACAUGCCGAAGAUUUAGCAAAAGUCACCUUGAGAAAUGUCAAUGGACAAACUCAGUCCUGGGAUGUGUUUGUAGCCACAUGGUUGGGAUUUGGAGCUAACGAAGCAAGAAAGAGAUUCUUGAACCAGUUAAUUAACUUGUCGAUUGUCAAUGAGCAAACUAGCAACGAAAUUAACGAUCCCUGUUUGCCCAAAGGUGCAACUGCCGAGUAUGGCCUUGAUGGAAAACGAUACAAGAUUGUUGGGGUCGGGAAUUAUGAAAUGUGUACUAGAACAAUAUAUCCAUUGUUAAUGAAGGCAAUUCCCUGUCAAGAUGAGCCUUGUUUGUUUAAUGGGAUUCAUGGACCUAAACUUAAUUUCGAGAAGGAUAAGUUUAUUGGGAUUUCCGAAUAUUGGUAUACUGCCAAUGAUAUUUUCCAAAGUGGGGGUGAAUAUAAUUUCAAGAUUUUUAACCAGAAGGUCAAGGAAUAUUGUGAAAGUGAUUGGGGACAAAUCUUGAAAAAUUCUGAAGCGGGACAAUACUCAAAUCUCGAUCCGGAUAAGUUUUUGAAGGAUGCCUGUUUUAAAGCCAACUGGGUUAUGAAUAUAUUGCAUGAUGGAUUUGAUUUGCCAAGAUUGGGAUUUGAAGAAGAAGUCAAAAGAGCUACCGUUAAAGACCAUGAUAUUACUAAAGUACCUGUUCCUUUUAAAUCUGCAAAUUCUAUAGAAGGUGAAGAAUUAUCAUGGACAUUGGGUAAGAUCUUACUCUUUGCCACUUCUCAAAUACCACCAGCAGAUUCAAAGGAUUCUCUAGAAAUAGGUAUUUACCCCAGCGAAAUUUCCCGGAAGUCUUUUGUCCCUGGAGGUAUCAGUUCCAAGAGUUCAUCCAGUGAUUAUGAUAGUGAUGAUGAUGAUGAGAGUGGAUAUGGUAGUUUGAUCUACUCAAUUAUAUUUGUAUUAUUGUUGUUGUUCUUUUUGUAUCAUUUUGGGAGAUCGCAUUUUGGAAAAUGGGGAUACAAGCUUCGGAGAUUGCACAUGCCUAUCUCAGUUCGUAAACUGAUAAACUCCAUAAGUUCCAAAAUCCCUUAUAUUGGUGACUAUUUACGAAACUGGACAUCAUAUGAAGAAAUUGAGCAAAUAAACUUGGAGGAAGGGUUAGGAGACUCCUCACAAAAGCCAGUUAAGCCACAAUCAGAAGCAAAUCAACACGCUUCUAUAUUAAGAACUCGACUGGCUCUUGCUUUAAAUGAAGAACUGGAACAAGACCAGAAUAAUACUAGAGUACCUAAUUUUAUGAACAAACCAUUCAUAACUAAGAAUGGCAACGGAUUGUUUUCUGAAAGUAGAGAAUCACUUCCGAGAUUAUCUAGUAGUUCAUCACUCCCAAGAGCAAAGAGUGCUAUGGAUUAG
Molecule: messenger RNA, 2054 nt
Organism: Spathaspora passalidarum NRRL Y-27907
Lineage: Eukaryota; Fungi; Ascomycota; Pichiomycetes; Serinales; Debaryomycetaceae
Product: apyrase
Exons: 1
Coding region: 42-2054 (670 amino acids)
Biological process (GO): nucleoside diphosphate catabolic process
Cellular component (GO): membrane
Molecular function (GO): nucleoside diphosphate phosphatase activity
Source: RefSeq, a predicted model, not a curated record